Parastagonospora nodorum SN15 is the source of this 1192-nucleotide messenger RNA. RefSeq lists its product as hypothetical. The record is from RefSeq and is a predicted model, not a curated record. The transcript has 4 exons. Bases 1 to 1095 code for a protein of 364 amino acids. Gene Ontology annotation, biological process: vacuolar transport; vacuolar acidification; proton transmembrane transport. NCBI's taxonomy places the organism in Eukaryota, Fungi, Ascomycota, Dothideomycetes, Pleosporales, Phaeosphaeriaceae. Gene Ontology annotation, molecular function: proton-transporting ATPase activity, rotational mechanism. Gene Ontology annotation, cellular component: proton-transporting V-type ATPase, V0 domain; vacuolar proton-transporting V-type ATPase complex; fungal-type vacuole membrane.
AUGGAGGGCCUUUACUACAACGUCAAAUACGGCUACGUCGAGGGCAUCGUGCGCGGCUACCGCAAUGCACUGCUCACCAGCCAGAACUACAGCAACCUGACACAGUGCGAAAACAUCGACGAUGUCAAGCUACAGCUCGGGCCAGCUUACGGUGAUUUCCUCAACUCGUUGCCUCCCAAUCCCUCGACUUCUGCGCUCGCCGCUAAGACCACGGACAAGCUCGUGGCGGAAUUCCGCUACCUCCAAGCCAACGCUACCGGCUCGCUCUCAAAGUUCAUGGAAUACCUCACAUAUGGGUACAUGAUCGACAACGUCGCGCUGCUCAUCACUGGUACGCUGCACGAGAGGGACACCCGGGAGCUGUUGGAGCGAUGCCAUCCACUCGGCUGGUUUGAGACCAUGCCCGUUCUGUGCGUCGCGACCAACAUCGAAGAGCUGUACAACUCGGUUCUGAUCGAGACACCUCUUGCGCCCUACUUCAAGGGCUCCCUCAGCCACCAGGAUUUGGACGAGUUAAACAUCGAGAUUAUCCGCAACACGCUCUACAAGAACUAUCUUGAGGACUUCCACAACUGGGUCAACACCGCACCUGAAGUCGCCGGAACACCGACCGCCGAUGUCAUGUCCGAGACUCUGGAAUUUGAGGCAGACCGCAGGAGCAUCAACAUCACCUUGAACUCGUUCGGCACCGAGCUUUCGAAAGCGGACAGGAAGAAGCUGUACCCCAGCUUCGGCAGGCUCUACCCAGAAGGCACUCUGAUGCUCUCAAGGGCUGACGAUGUCGAGGGUGUCCGCAUUGCCGUGGAGGGUGUGUCGGACUACAAGACCUUCUUCGACCAGACUGGCCUGAGCGGCGGCGGCGGUGUGGGUAACAUGUCAGGUGGUGUUGGCGGGGAGACUCGAAGCCUGGAGGAUCUGUUCUACCAGAAGGAGAUGGAAAUUUCCAAGCUAGCAUUCACUCAGCAGUUCACUCACGCCAUAGUAUAUGCCUGGGUGAAGCUGCGGGAACAAGAAAUCCGCAACAUUACCUGGAUAGCUGAGUGCAUUGCACAAAACCAGAAGGAGCGGAUUGGAAACUACAUCAGUGUCUUCUAAGCGCAGUAAUCUAUGUAGUUAUAGCAUGUUCGGUUUCAUGGAGCGUUGGGUGGCGUUAUGGUCUGGUUAGUAUACCUGUGUUCAACAUUUAGACUGU